This is a messenger RNA of Penicillium nucicola, 396 nucleotides long. RefSeq lists its product as uncharacterized. The record is from RefSeq and is a predicted model, not a curated record. The transcript has 2 exons. Lineage: Eukaryota; Fungi; Ascomycota; Eurotiomycetes; Eurotiales; Aspergillaceae. The coding region runs from base 1 to 396 and encodes 131 amino acids.
AUGCUGGAAGAACACAAUCUUCGCUAUCGGACUGGGAAUGAAUGCCAAUCCGAAUCCGCUGCCUCCAUGCAGAUCAAAACUGAGGGAGUAGCAGCCGGCAGAGAGAAUCAACUUCGGACCGAGCGCCGCUUCGGAGAGUCAAUCAAAAAUAGUCAAGAAUCACUGACAGUCGAUCAUCCAUCGGGCAGCCAGCCCAGCCGCGCAUAUUCCAUCACGCAGGCGAGAAAGAACAAGGAUCUGCGGCGCUCAAUCACGCCGAAAAGUCUCACUGCACACUUGGACGUUCUCAAGCGUGAGUUGCAAUCCUCCAGAACGUGCUUGUCUCGUCCCUUUACGGACCAAAAGAACGGUGUCACAAAAAGCGCGUCUCUUUUGAAGGCCCUGUCAGCGAAAUGA